GCCGUACCCCCCGCAGCACAAGCUAACGAUGAAAGAGCUAUUUGAAGACGGGAAGCCCAACGCUGAGCUGCUCCGCACCCACCUGGUCAAAGAGGGCAGGGUGGAGGAGGACGCCGCUCUGAAGAUCAUCAACGACGGGGCCAACAUCCUCCGCCAGGAGAAGUGCAUGCUGGAGGUGGAGGCGCCCAUCACAGUAUGCGGUGACGUUCACGGACAGUUUUUCGACCUCAUGAAGCUGUUUGAAGUGGGCGGAUCACCCAGUAACACGCGGUACCUCUUCCUCGGUGACUACGUGGAUCGAGGCUACUUCAGCAUCGAGUGCGUUCUCUACCUCUGGUCGCUUAAGAUCAACCACCCCUCCACACUCUUCCUCCUGCGUGGGAACCACGAGUGUCGGCACCUCACAGAGUACUUCACCUUCAAACAGGAAUGUAAAAUCAAAUACUCUGAGCGGGUUUACGACGCCUGUAUGGAAGCCUUUGACUGCCUGCCGCUCGCUGCCCUGCUAAACCAACAGUUCCUGUGCGUUCAUGGGGGGCUCUCCCCAGAAAUCAACUGCUUAGACGACAUAAGAAAGUUAGACAGGUUUAAAGAGCCGCCUGCAUUUGGGCCAAUGUGUGACCUGAUCUGGGCCGACCCUGGCGAGGACUACGGCAGCGAAAAGACGUCUGAGCACUUCAACCACAACUCUGUCCGAGGAUGCUCGUAUUUUUUCAGUUAUGCAGCAGUCUGUGACUUUUUAGUAAAUAAUAACUUGCUGUCAGUAAUAAGAGCCCAUGAAGCACAGGAUGCAGGGUACCGGAUGUACAGAAAAAGCCAAACCACCGGCUUCCCAUCGUUAAUCACCAUCUUUUCAGCUCCAAAUUAUUUGGAUGUCUACAACAACAAAGCUGCCGUAUUAAAGUACGAGAACAAUGUGAUGAACAUCCGACAGUUCAACUGCUCCCCCCACCCCUACUGGUUGCCCAACUUCAUGGACGUCUUCACGUGGAGUUUGCCUUUUGUUGGAGAAAAAGUGACUGAGAUGCUGGUGAAUGUGUUAAAUAUUUGCUCCGAUGAUGAGCUCAUGUCAGAAGGAGACGACAUGUAUGAAGGCGGCUCGUCUGCGAUGCGGAAGGAGGUCAUCCGGAACAAGAUCCGUGCCGUGGGGAAAAUGGCCCGCGUCUUCUCAGUUCUCAGGGAGGAAAGUGAAAGUGUGCUGACACUGAAAGGCCUCACCCCGACCGGAACCCUUCCUGUGGGAGUGCUGUCGGGGGGGAAGCAGACCCUGCAGAAUGCUACCAUUGAAGCAGCUAAAGCAAAAGCUAUCCAAGGCUUCUCCCCCACGAGGAAAAUCCGCAACUUCGAAGAAGCUCGAGGCCUGGACAGGAUAAACGAGAGGAUGCCGCCCCGCAAAGACGGCCAGCAGCCAGACGGGACCGCCAUCAACACCAACGCUCCCAGCAAGAACGGCACGGACGGAUAAGCGGCAGAGAGGCGGCCCUCACCUGUCUGCACACGACCCAUACUCUCUGUGUGUCUCUGUCUCUCUGUCUGCGCUGGACCCGCCCCUUCAGUGGAUCAGAACCCCAUGGAGGUCGCAGCGCUGCCUAAACACGCCCAACUCAAAGGAAACAUGAAGGAGGAGACCGCUGCCGAGAAAUCUCACCUUAUUUAUUCAAGAUGAUACAUUAUUACAUUAUUUAAUAGCGCCAGAUAAAUAAAACUGACACUGAACUUAUAUAAAAAAAUGUUUUUAAAGAGAAAACUUUUGAUAAAGUGAUAGAAAUAGAGUCUUUGUUUUGUAGGAGUUUCAGCCAGUGUUAGAUUUUUUAUUCUUCUGACUUUUUAAAGAAGGAAAAUACUGUAGGCUGAGCCUCCUGGGCCACCGUCCGUACAAUUCAGCGCUCAGAUGCAUCAGUAGUGAUUGCACCGUGUUUUAAAGAUGUUAAAAAGACUCAAACGUUUUUAAAGCUGUUUUAAAGGAGACCAUUUUUAAGAUUUCUGCUGCUUUUUCAGCUUGUGGAACAGAAACAAAGGCUACGUUCACACUGCUGGCCUUAAAGCUGUA
This is a messenger RNA of Cyprinodon variegatus (sheepshead minnow), 2050 nucleotides long. RefSeq names its product serine/threonine-protein phosphatase 2B catalytic subunit gamma isoform-like. Gene Ontology annotation, biological process: calcineurin-mediated signaling. Gene Ontology annotation, cellular component: cytoplasm; calcineurin complex. Bases 29 to 1465 code for a protein of 478 amino acids. The transcript has 13 exons. NCBI's taxonomy places the organism in Eukaryota, Metazoa, Chordata, Actinopteri, Cyprinodontiformes, Cyprinodontidae. The record is from RefSeq and is a predicted model, not a curated record. Gene Ontology annotation, molecular function: calmodulin binding; calmodulin-dependent protein phosphatase activity.